GCCGUCCGAGUAUCUAGGCAGAUCGGGGCUGUUCCAGCCAUUCAGAAAAAAGAAAAUAAAGCAACGCACGAGCCCGCUGGGCCAGGACCGUGGGGCUGGGCUGGAGUGAAGGUGGCUGCGAGCCCUCAUGCCGGGAUGGCAGAAGAUGAACCUGAUGCUAAGAGCCCAAAGACUGGGGGAAGGGCCCCCUCAGGUAGUGCUGAGGCAGGGGAACCCACCACCCUCCUUCAGAGGCUCCGAGGUACCAUUUCCAAGGCCGUGCAGAACAAAGUAGAGGGAAUCCUGCAAGAUGUACAGAAAUUCUCAGACAACGACAAGCUGUAUCUCUACCUUCAGCUCCCCUCAGGGCCCAGUACUGGAGACAAAAGCUCAGAGCCAAGUACACUCAGCAACGAGGAGUACAUGUAUGCUUAUAGGUGGAUCCGCAACCACCUAGAAGAGCAUACUGACACCUGCCUGCCAAAACAAAGUGUUUAUGAUGCCUAUCGGAAGUACUGUGAGAGUCUCGCCUGUUGCCGCCCACUCAGCACAGCCAACUUUGGCAAAAUCAUCAGAGAGAUCUUCCCUGACAUCAAAGCCCGAAGGCUUGGUGGCCGGGGCCAGUCCAAAUAUUGCUACAGUGGCAUACGAAGGAAGACCUUGGUAUCUAUGCCGCCCUUGCCCGGACUUGACCUAAAGGGCUCUGAGAGUCCAGAAAUGGGCCCAGAAGUAACCCCAGCACCUCGGGAUGAACUGGUUGAAGCAGCCUGUGCCCUGACCUGUGACUGGGCAGAGCGAAUCCUGAAACGGUCCUUCAGUUCCAUCGUUGAGGUCGCCCGCUUCCUGCUACAGCAGCAUCUCAUCUCUGCCCGAUCUGCACACGCCAAUGUGCUCAAGGCUAUGGGGCUUGCUGAAGAGGAUGAACAUGCCCCUCGGGAACGGUCAUCUAAAUCCAAGAAUGGUGUAGAGAAUCUGGAGGGCGGAGCCCAUAAGAGACAAGAGAGACAGGCCCAGCCUCCUAAGGAGCUGGACCCCCGGGCUGGGGCUGGCCCCCCAGCACGCGGAGAGCGAAAGAAGGGUGUAGUGGAGAGCCCAGCGCCAGCAGCCAAUAACCCACAGGUUAAUGCCCUAGUGGCCCGGCUGCCUCUGCUUCUCCCUCGGGCCCCUCGCUCACUUAUUCCACCAAUCCGAGUCUCUCCACCCGUCCUGGCCCCCAAGCUUUCUUCAAGCACUCUGAAAAUGGCUACACUGCCUCUGCCCCCUAGAGCUGGGGGACCCCAAGCAGCUGUGCCCAUCAUUAACAUGAUCUUACCAACUGUUCCUGCUUUGCCUGGACCUGGACCUGGGCCUGGGCCUGGGCCUGGGCCUGGGCCUGGGCAAGCUCCACCUGGGGGGCUCACUCAGCCGAGGGGCACAGAGAACAGGGAAGUGGGCAUAGGUGGUGACCCGGGACCCCAUGAUAAGGGUGUGAAGAGGACAGCUGAAGUACCUGUGAGUGAGGCCAGUGGGCAGGACCCACCAGCUAAAGCAAGAAAGCAGGAUAUAGAGGAUACAGGAAGUGAUGCCAAAAGAAAACGGGGGCGCCCUCGAAAAAAAUCAGGUGGAAGUAGGGAAAGGAAUUCUACCCCUGACAAGUCAGCAGCUGCCGUGGACUCUGCCCAGUUCUCAAGGUUACCACUGGAGACGUGGGCCUCUGGAGGGGAAGGCAACUCGGCUGGAAGGUCAGAGAGGCCAGGGCCAAUGGGAGAGGCUGAGAAGGAGAUGCUUGCCCAAGGUCAGGUGGAUGGUGCUGUUUCCAGAGGAGGAAGGGGCCCCAGUUCCCGGCAUGCCAAAGAAGCAGAAGAUAAAAUUCCUCCUGUCACCCCAAAAGUGAGUGUCAUCAAGGGCAGUAGAAGCCAAAAGGAGGCUCUUCAUUUGGUCAAGGGAGAGGUAGACACUGCAGCACAGGGUAAUAAAGACUUAAAGGGGCUUGUGCUUCAAAGCUCCUUACCGCAUGAGUGAAAGACCCCAAAGCAACACCCCCAUGAUAGGUAUGUGGGGAAGAGUGCUAUGUUAACUCUACCUGUCUGCCUAGUAGAGGCCCUUCUUUGCACUUGCUUCUCGCUUGGCUCUUCAUUCUCUUCUGUAUAGACAGCUGAGGCACCCUGUCUUGCAUAGUGCCUGGUUCUUGCCUCUUACCUUUCCAGCUCAAUACCCUUGGCUUUAGAGUCACUAAUAAAUCUGUACUGACCAUCUUACCUGGAUCCCUGUGCUAUCCUGUGGAAAUACAGGGAUGGAGUAUGAUGAAUGUAUAGGUUAGGCAUCUUUCAAUUUUAAAUCAUAGAAAACCUAACUCGAACUGGCUUAAAAAUAAAAAUUUAUUGGCUCAUGUGACUGGAAAGUCCAGAGGUAGUGCUGGCUCCAGGUAAAGCUGAUCCAGUGGCUCAGUAUGUCUCUAAACACCUGAUUGAUUUUCUUCCCCUACUGUUCUACCUUCUGUAGGAUCAAGCCUGGUCCACCUCAUGGCUGCCAGCACUCCUAGGAUUACAUGUUUUCCUCAUUCAUGUCCAGCCAGAAAGAGAGGGCAUCUUUGU
Mesoplodon densirostris (Blainville's beaked whale) is the source of this 2552-nucleotide messenger RNA. It is a transcript of the gene RFX5, whose product is annotated as regulatory factor X5. Gene Ontology annotation, molecular function: DNA-binding transcription factor activity, RNA polymerase II-specific; RNA polymerase II cis-regulatory region sequence-specific DNA binding. The coding region runs from base 136 to 1980 and encodes 614 amino acids. NCBI's taxonomy places the organism in Eukaryota, Metazoa, Chordata, Mammalia, Artiodactyla, Ziphiidae. The record is from RefSeq and is a predicted model, not a curated record. The transcript has 10 exons. Gene Ontology annotation, biological process: regulation of transcription by RNA polymerase II.